Molecule: messenger RNA, 981 nt
Organism: Cicer arietinum (chickpea)
Lineage: Eukaryota; Viridiplantae; Streptophyta; Magnoliopsida; Fabales; Fabaceae
Product: probable protein phosphatase 2C 73
Biological process (GO): protein dephosphorylation
Molecular function (GO): protein serine/threonine phosphatase activity
Source: RefSeq, a predicted model, not a curated record
AAGUUAGAACCCUUACAAAUACAAACUUCUACAUGCAUAAUUGAGUACUAACAACUGUUUGAAUCUAUAUGUGUACACUGAACAAGAAAAAAAUAUGUCUUUUUAUAUCUGUCUCCGUAGAUAAAGGGGAACAGAAAAAAGAAGAAACCAGAACCAAACAAACAACAUUGAAUUAAUGAUAUUUUGGUUUUUGAGGAACUUGGGUGGAGCUGGAAGUUGCAAAGUUCUCAACUUUUUGAAUUUUAUCUGUUGAAUUUCAUUCAAUUUUGCAGCAUUAUUAAAAGAUUUUGUUUACAAGAUAUUGAAGAGUUGAUGGGUCACUUUUCAUCUGUGUUCAAUGGGUUGGCAAAGUCAUUAGCAAUGAAGAAAAGGAGUAAAUGUAGCGGGAGAGAAGCUGCUGAAGCAAUGGCAAAGGAAGCAAAAAGAAAUCACUCUAUACUCCAUAGUUCUGGCACUGUUAAUGUUGAUGGUUCAAACAACUUUGCCUCAAUUUUCUCCAAAAGAGGCAAGAAAGGAGUUAACCAAGAUUGUUGCAUAGUGUGGGAAGAAUUUGGAUGCCAAGAGGACAUGAUAUUCUGUGGGAUUUUUGAUGGGCAUGGUCCUUGGGGUCACUAUGUGUCAAGAAGUGUAAGAGAAUCAAUGCCAUCAUCUUUGCUAUGCAAUUGGCAAGAGACACUUUCACAAACUUCACUUGAUCCAGAUGUUGAUUUAGAGACACAGAAAAAACAACAAAGGUUUAAUAUAUGGGAACAUUCUUACUUGAAGACAUGUGCUGCCAUUGAUCGUGAACUUGAGCAGAAUCGCAAGAUUGAUUCUUUUUUCAGCGGAACAACUGCAUUAUCAAUUGUUAGACAGGGUGAACUGAUUGUGAUUGCAAAUGUUGGCGAUUCUCGCGCAGUUUUAGCUACAACAUCAGAUGAUGGAAAUUUGGUUUCAGUUCAGCUAACAAUAGAUUUCAAGCCCAAUUUACCUGAGGAAUCG